Messenger RNA from Cladophialophora bantiana CBS 173.52, 930 nucleotides. RefSeq lists its product as uncharacterized. Lineage: Eukaryota; Fungi; Ascomycota; Eurotiomycetes; Chaetothyriales; Herpotrichiellaceae. The transcript is spliced from 7 exons. The record is from RefSeq and is a predicted model, not a curated record. The coding region runs from base 1 to 930 and encodes 309 amino acids. Gene Ontology annotation, molecular function: aldose reductase (NADPH) activity. Gene Ontology annotation, cellular component: cytosol.
AUGGCUCCGCCUACUCAUUUCACGCUCAACACGGGAGCCCAGAUUCCUGCUGUCGGCCUCGGCACCUGGAAAUCUGAACCUGGAGCCGUUUCAAGGGCCGUAGCCUUUGCUCUUAAGGAUGGAUAUCGUCACAUUGAUACGGCACUAAUCUAUGGCAAUGAGAAUGAAGUUGGUCAGGGCAUCAGAGAUAGCGGCGUCCCACGUGAAGAGAUUUUCAUCACCAGCAAGCUUUGGAACACUCACCACCCUAAUGUCAAAGACGGGCUGCAAAAGACCCUCGACGCUCUAGGCGUGGAAUACCUUGAUCUCUACCUUAUCCACUGGCCUGUUAGGUUGAUCCCUAACGAGACAAGCGAGCUCCUUCCCGUGAACCCGGACGGCACUCGGUCGGUGGACCGAUCGUGGGACCAGAAUGAGACCUGGCGCCAGAUGGAAGAGGUCUACAGGUCAGGCAAGGUCAAGGCGAUCGGCGUUGCCAAUUGGUCAAUCCCCUAUCUGGAGGAGCUUCGCAAGAAGUGGGCAGUAGUGCCCGCCGUGAAUCAAGUCGAGCUGCACCCUUUUCUCCCUCAGCACGAACUCAAAGAGUACUGUGAUAAGUUCGGCAUUCUUCUCGAAGCAUAUUCGCCGCUUGGUUCCACUGGUGCGCCGAUCAUGCUGGAUCCCGAGAUCCAGAAAUGUGCCGAGAAAAACGGCGUCUCGGCUGCCACGAUCCUCAUCAGCUACCACAUCAACAAGGGCGUUGUUGUGCUUCCCAAAUCUGUGACGGAAAAGCGCAUUUCUAGUAACAAAGAGGUCAUUACGCUCUCCAAAGAAGAUUUGGCUAUGCUUGACGGUCUGGCUGCCAAAGGCAAGGCCAGGCGCUUAAACACACCUCUGUGGGGCUUCGAUCUUGGUUUCGCAGACUGGUACGGCCCUGUUGAGCCGCAGUGA